CUUCAUAAGCCUGUGCUUUCGCAUCGUGAAAGACUUGAUCCCACUCAUCUCGUCUCUCUGUCUCUCUGUCUCUCUCUUUGGUCUCUCAUUGUCACGUCCGGGAGUCAAAGCAAGGCUUGGUUACAAUGUCCACGACUGUCCAGGUUGUCGUGCCGCCAGUUGCAGGACACACCCGCAAACCGGCCACCUUGAAGAGCGAAUGGCGAAAAAGGGAUCCAAAGACAUGGACCUUUGCCCAACGCUUCUUCGAGAGAGCUGACCUUUGGCCCCUUCCUCCCGAAGGUACGGCGCCGGUGCACAAGAUCAAUGAUCCGGUGCCGAGACUUGCUCAAAGGCAAAUACACAGGUUCUUGGUGCCAAAGCUGCUUGUCACCUUCGGCCUGCACGCCCUCAUCCUCAAAUUGAUCAAGAAGAGAGCGCUACACCCUCUAGCAGCUUUCGCAUUCUAUUCGGGCGCUUUCAAGGCUAUCAACAGUCGAGUCUUCAACUUUUGGAGAGUGCUUGGUGCCAAGCAUGGGUUCUUGGACGGCGAACAUGAAAGGGACGGCGUGCCUGAUGGACACGAAAGCAAAGUCGCUCAGAGUCUCCUCUUCGUGACGACCAUCAGACCCGUCCUGUCGACGUUCUUGGCCUACAACACAAGGGAUCAGCCUUUCAGCAUCUCGAAGCUCAUCCCUCUCAAGCUGUCAAUUUACACCGUCGCGCUUGACUAUUGGUUUUACGUGUACCACAGGCUCAUGCACGAGGUGGACUUCUUGUGGAAAUUCCACUCGCGGCAUCACAAGACGAAGCAUCCCUCGACAGCUCUGACGCUGUACGCCGACGAAUGGCAAGAGCUCUUCGACGCCGUCGUCAUUCCAGGUCUCGCCUAUCUGACGACCAAGCAGUUCAUCUCGCUCAACUUUUACGAGUUCUUCGUCGUCAUGAUCUACCAGACCUUUAUCGAGCUGGGAGGUCAUUCGGGAGUUCGCUGCUACGCCACCCCUCCCAAUGCUUGCUUUGGACUCUUGAGGUUCUUCAAGAUGGACCUCGACAUUGAGGCUCAUGACUUGCAUCACCGUCGGGGCUACAAGAAGAGCGGCAACUACGGCAAACAGACGCUCGUCUGGGAUACCCUUUUCGGCACCAAGAUGCCCCGCGACGAGACCAGGGACGAGCACAUCGAGUGGAAUCAGCACGUCGAUGCGCCGUGGUACUGAUGCUUUCUCGAAUUGCAUAGACGUGUAGAUGUAUGUAUGUAAUCGCUUGUGCCUAAUAAUCGACUUUGGCUCCGCUGCCCACUGC
Molecule: messenger RNA, 1284 nt
Organism: Ceraceosorus guamensis
Lineage: Eukaryota; Fungi; Basidiomycota; Exobasidiomycetes; Ceraceosorales; Ceraceosoraceae
Product: fatty acid hydroxylase superfamily protein
Exons: 2
Coding region: 126-1199 (357 amino acids)
Biological process (GO): ergosterol biosynthetic process
Molecular function (GO): iron ion binding; C-4 methylsterol oxidase activity
Source: RefSeq, a predicted model, not a curated record